Stegostoma tigrinum is the source of this 1983-nucleotide messenger RNA. RefSeq lists its product as uncharacterized. The transcript has a single exon. The record is from RefSeq and is a predicted model, not a curated record. NCBI's taxonomy places the organism in Eukaryota, Metazoa, Chordata, Chondrichthyes, Orectolobiformes, Stegostomatidae. Bases 19 to 1245 code for a protein of 408 amino acids.
UUAAGGCGGGCAGUUAAGAUGGCGUUGUAUUCUGCUGAUCGUUGUGUAAGGGUCCCCCAGCCCCGGAACUGUGUCCGGAGGUUGAUUAUUAGCGGCUGGAGUCCGGGCAAUGGACCUAGAUCAGAAGCGGCAGGCUUUGGGCAGGGAGCCGGUGAAUGGUGGUCGCCACCAUUUCCCUCUGUGGCGCGGAGGCCGAGCACCCAGAGCCGAGCCGCGGCUGGGAUUCUGGAGCCCACUCCCGUCAGGAACCCUACCAGGCGGGGGGCAGUAGUGCAGGGGACCCGGCUCUCAAAAGUUCUCACUGUUCUAAAGUUAUACCGCACACAACGCAUAGCUGGCAGUGACCCUCCCGCCGAACGAUCCCCAUCAGCGGCUGGGAGUGUGACAUUCCCAUUGGAAAGGGACCUUUCCGCCCAGAACAGGCAGCUCAGUGAUACUGAUAUGUACAUGAUGUAUGUUAACGGGUUUACUAGCCAUGGCAGCAGUUUCUCCUGCCGGCCCUUGCCUCCUCAGUCGAGGAAUGACAAAUAUCUCCAGGGCCUUUGGUGCUUUCGGACUUUUAAACGGUCAUUCGUCACAAAUGGCUGGGCAUCACCCCUGGAUAGUAACGGAUGCUGGCAUUCUGUCACCAAUGUACAUCCCCAGUGGAGGUCCUAUGGCUGCUUUAAAGAUGGCAACAGGUUCUCUGGAAGAAAUAAUUCUGCUCCACUUCCUCGAAGAAGCAACACUCUAUACUAUGAUAUUUUGAAAAUCUCUCCCAAUGCCACCCAGAGUCAGAUCAAAUCCGCAUACUACAAGCAGUCACUUCGUUACCAUCCGGACAGAAAUGCAGGAAGUGAGGAAGCAGCGUUAAGGUUCACUCAAAUAAAUGAGGCAUAUUCCGUGCUAGGAAGCGUGACCCUGAGGAAGAAGUAUGACCGGGGAAUUUUGACAGCAGCAGAUUUACGUGGUGGGAAGAAACCCUUGGAGAAAGCCCAAUCCACAACGACAAAACAAUCUCAAGCGUGGAGCUCAUCAAAUAACUUGAACUCCAAGAAAUCGAUGUUCAAUUUUGAUGAGUUCUACAAAGCCCAUUAUGGGGAGCAAUUGGCCAGAGAGCAGACCCAACGCUGGAGACGGAUGCAGCUUCGCAAAAACAAGGAAAGUCUGGAGAGAAAAUGGCAAUUACAGAAACUAAUCGAGAUGACAGUGACUGCUAUGCUUAUUGGAGGAUUUUUUCUACUGUUCAGUAUCAGUAAUAAAUAAACGAAUAAGGCUUUCUCAGGGAGCCGUGAUUUGAAUUUCAUCGUAAUUUUGUGAGUGUCAAAAUAGUACUAGACACAUAUGGCAAUCUGGUCAAACAGGAGGGAACACAUUAUAGGAGCCAGCGUUUGUAAUAUCGUGGCAGUAGCUGCACCAUUCUUGAGAUUACACUCCACCGUUUAUUCUUGGCUGUAGCACUUUUUUUAAAAUUCAGUCAAAUUAUUGUUUGGUAAAAUAACCAGAAAGCAAAUUUUAGAAAUAUGAAAUUAAAAAAUGGGAGCACGCUGGAGAUAUGAAGCAAGUCAGUCAGCAUGUGCUUAGAGAAAAGGCAGGUUUCAGAACUUCAGAACCUCUUUACUCAUUACAGACACUGACCUAUUGUGAAUAUUUAUCAAUCUUAUUCAUAGAACUUUCUAAUUUCUUUCUGGCUCUAUGACUAAUACACAGAAUCAAUUGUAGUCUAUUUUAUAUGGUCACUGAAGCUAAUGCUGUGUAAUUUGAAAAUAGCUAAUGUCUGUACUGUGACAGUUGAUAACAUUGAAUUCUAAAAUGAUUUUGAAAACUGGAAUCUUUUCAUGUCAGGAAAUGAGAGUAACUGCAGACAUUGUCACUACAGCACUUGCAGUAUAAAUGCAAACUGUGUGAAACCAAGCCCACAGUAAGAUUCAUUGAUAAUGGGAAUUGCAGAUGCUGGAGAAUCCAAGGUAACAAAGUGUGGAGCUGGAUGAACACACCAGGCCA